GCCCACAAAACCAGUUAUCUAACAGAUAGACUCCCUAACUGGCACUCUCGAACUUGUCCAACACCAGAUCCAUGGCGGCCAACUUCUCUAGCGUCCCCAUCCUCGACUUCUCUCUCGUCUCGGACCCGCUCACUAAGCCUGCAUUCAUCAAGCAGCUCCAGGACGCACUGAUCAAUGUCGGCUUCCUCUACCUCAAGAAUCACCCUGUACCCCUGCGUGAUGUGGAUUCGCUGAUCGAGUACAUACCGCGUCUCUUUGACCUGCCUCAGGAAGCUAAGGACCGUAUCGUCAUGGCCAACUCGCCUCACUUCCUUGGGUACAACAAGCUCGGGAUGGAGUUCACCAAAGGGGAGCAAGAUUAUCGAGAGCAGUUUGACUUUGCUACACCCCAUGAGACCCAAUGGAAGCCUGGUGCUCCGGAACACAUCCGGUUGUGGGGCCCUGCUCAGUGGCCUGAUGAGAACCUUCUGCCAGGCUUCAAGGCCACCAUGGAACGCUACCUGCUUGAAGUACAAGAGCUCAGCUACAAGUUCAUCGCUCUAAUUUCAGAAGCACUGGGUCUCCCCGCGAAUGCGCUGAACAAGUUUUAUGAUCGCAAUGAGCUCAUGCAACAUCGCGGAAAGGUGGUCAAGUACCCAGCCAACGAUGAAUCAAGCUCGGACCAAGGUGUUGGGCCCCACUAUGAUGCUGGCUUUCUAACCUUUCUGCUACAAGCCUCGUCUCACCCCGGCUUGCAAGUUCAGAACUUGUCGGGACAGUGGAUCGAUGCGCCUCCCAUCCCAGGCACAUUCGUGGUGAACUUUGGCAAAGCGAUUGAAUUUGUCACGCAAGGGCUCGUACGUGCCACGUCGCAUCGCGUUUUGUCGCCCCCCGCUGGCUCCACUCCCCGUUACUCCGUCCCGUUCUUCCAGAACAUCAGCUUGAACGCAAGGCUUGCUAACGAAGUAAUGGACUUCCCCCCUGAGGUCCUUAGGCUCAAAGAGUUCCGUGGUGACCUAGUUAAGACAGACUCUGUCAACUUUUCCGAGUUCGACCGCGAGCCGUCCGGAAAAGUGAACUUGAUCGGACGCGUCAAGAGUCACCCUGACGUUGCAGAGCGUCACUACCCAGACCUGUUUAAGCAGUACUUCCCCAACGGUAUUCCGAAGCAAGUCUCUGCUUACUGAGCCUGGAGCACCCAGAGCCUGAGCUUGAUACAACCUUGAAUGAAUUGCUGUCCAAUCGCAACUUAGAAGGCUUAAUGGAAUAUGUAAUAUUUCAGAUUAUGUAGAAAUCCGUGUAAUUUAGCGCGAUGUAUUCGUAGUAUGUCAAUGUAUCAACUG
Molecule: messenger RNA, 1322 nt
Organism: Coniophora puteana RWD-64-598 SS2
Lineage: Eukaryota; Fungi; Basidiomycota; Agaricomycetes; Boletales; Coniophoraceae
Product: Clavaminate synthase-like protein
Exons: 8
Coding region: 72-1166 (364 amino acids)
Source: RefSeq, a predicted model, not a curated record